This is a messenger RNA of Pochonia chlamydosporia 170, 366 nucleotides long. Its product is annotated as ethanolamine utilization protein. The record is from RefSeq and is a predicted model, not a curated record. Bases 1 to 366 code for a protein of 121 amino acids. Lineage: Eukaryota; Fungi; Ascomycota; Sordariomycetes; Hypocreales; Clavicipitaceae. The transcript has a single exon.
AUGGGUUCCAAUUCACCAUCAUUCCAAUUCUAUCCCCAGGCGCAAUCCAAGUUCCAGAUUCCGCUCCUCGCAAGCGACAAUGCCUUCUUAGGAGAUGUCUUCUCCAGUGAACAAACAUCAGACACGCCGAUUUCGUCAGGCUUCUUUAGGCUGAAGAAGGGAGAGCCCUUAACAUACACGUACAAGUACGAUGAGAUGAAAAUCUUCCUUGAGGGAGACUACACCAUUACCGACGCCGGGGGUCAAACAACUACUGCUCGACCAGGUGACGUGGUAUUCUUUCCAAAAGGUGCCACAAUUACUUUCACGACAUCCGACCACGGUCUAGCCUUCUAUGUCGGCCAACGAAAGAAGAACGACUUUUAG